CACUUUUCUCACCACAUUAAAAAUUCCUGACACUUUCGUCCUCUGAAAAAUUUGUUUUAAUUUGGGAACGUGCUCCAAAGGAAAAUUACAAAAAAAAUGGCAACGAUAAACGAUAAUAACGAUAUUUACUCACAAAAUUACGGCAACAACCCGGGCUUGCCAGGAAGCUAUAAGCCGUUCACAUCGCCGUACUUAAACUUUGAUCCUGGUUACGUACCGGUUAACCAACCCGAAUUCAUCUUUCUCGAUGGAAACAAUAAACAAAGGGGACGUUUCGAAUUGGCCUUCGGUCAGAUAGGCGGCUCGUGCAUGGCCGGUGCCGCAAUCGGAGGUGCAACAGGAUUUUAUAACGGAUUCAAAGCGACCACACUGGCCGGAGAGACUGGAAAGCUAAGGCAGACACAAAUCUUAAAUCACAUCAUGAAGAAGGGCAGCGCGACCGCGAACACUUUAGGAUCAAUUGCUGUGAUAUAUUCCGCGUUCGGUGUUAUUCUGUCGUGGGCGCGAGGUACGGACGACGAUCUCAACACAAUGGCCGCGGCGACGGCCACAGGGUGCUUGUACAAAUCAAGCGCGGGACUUCGAAAGUGUGGCAUGGGCGCCGCUGUCGGUCUGGGCCUUUCGGCCGCCUUCGCCCUUUGGAAUUCGAAAGAUAAACUAGCACAAUUAACGCAGUUCAAUCCAGCGGAGAGAUGAUGAAACUUGGAGUACGCGUCGGUACAGUGUCGUUUCAACAGUGAUCAAUAGUUUGUAAAUAUGCGUUUGUAGUUUCAGAUGUACCUAAUAAAUGAUUUAUCUUUCA
Messenger RNA from Photinus pyralis (common eastern firefly), 802 nucleotides. RefSeq names its product mitochondrial import inner membrane translocase subunit Tim23 (gene Tim23). Lineage: Eukaryota; Metazoa; Arthropoda; Insecta; Coleoptera; Lampyridae. The record is from RefSeq and is a predicted model, not a curated record. Gene Ontology annotation, molecular function: transmembrane protein transporter activity. Gene Ontology annotation, cellular component: TIM23 mitochondrial import inner membrane translocase complex; mitochondrial inner membrane. The transcript has 5 exons. Bases 97 to 696 code for a protein of 199 amino acids. Gene Ontology annotation, biological process: protein import into mitochondrial matrix.